UUGACCUAGCAACCAACAGCCGAUGAUCAUAUCAAUCAUACAUAUCAUUAUACCUAUUACUUCCAUACCGACUACUCUUUUAAUCGGUCCCUAAUACCUAUUCUAUUUGUAUUGAUUGUAUCUAUUGCCUUCCUUUUAGCUCUAGAUCUGGAAUAUAACCACAGAAUUCUCCUGUAUAUAUAUAUUCUUUAUAUCACUGUAUCGUCACUCAACCAGAACAAAUGUCUGCCACACCCAAGAGGCCGCUGUCGGCCGCGCAGGGUCGGUCUUCGUCGAACGAUAGCUCUUCACCAUCGUCGAGACAACCUCGGGCAUCCACACCGACUUCUACCAAUGGUGCGGGUACCAACAGCACCCCGCAAAGAACACGAUCCAGCCGAGGUGGCACACCAGUUUCAGCGCGAGCCGCUGCCACUCACCGAACAACCUCAUCACUAAGCAUUACCAGCAAUGCUGAGAAUGCUGAGGCGCGCGCCGAAACUGUUGCAUUAAUUGAGGAUUUGAAAGAAAGACUGCAAAAGGCCGACGCUGGAUCUGAGGAGUACAGAAAGAAAGCCGAGGUUCUUCAAGCACGACUCGACGAUGCUCUUAAGGAGCAGGCCAAGUUAGAAGAAAGGGUGCAUGAGGGCGAUGAGCAGAUUGAAACUCUGAGAAAUGAAAAGCGGGAGGCCGCAAGGCAGAUGCGCGAGAUGGAAGCCAUCUACGAAGCGGAGAGAAGCUCUAUGAUGAAGGAGAAGGAAGAGAUGGCUAACCGAGAGGAGGAGAUGCAGUCAGUCAUUAAUAGGCUCAAGGAGACACUGAAUCAGCGGAACGCAGAUGACGAACAUCGCCCAACUAGGCAAUCAAGCAAUUCUUCUCCCAGCGUAGACAACGGCAACUUCGCCCCGCCCUCUUCCGUCCAGCGCAGCGAUUCUAGGAACAACUCCAAGUUGCUGCUACAGAAAGACAAGCUCAUCGAGUCACUACGUCUGGAGCUUGCAGAGGCCCAGAUCAAGCUUGUCGAGACCGAGAACCAAGGUGGCGGGAGAGUGCAUGAGGUUGAACGCUUGCUCAUGGAGGCACGCAUGGCCAACGCACGGCUGAUGGAAGAUAACGAGUCUUAUCAGCUACUACUUCAGGAGAAGACGCUUCAUGGCGACUUCGGUAAGGGCGAUUUCAACUACAUGAACGUGAACGCCAACCAAGAUGCAUUGAACGCCCUAGAAGGACGAUCCAAUGCUGGUGAUAACCCAACCACACCGAUAACCAGCCUAGCUGAUGAAUUGGGCGCUCUUGGCGAAUCUCCCAAGGCCGUCGAUGAUGAGCUCACGCGGCGUCUUGAGACCGAACUACGUGCUGCAAAGGAUCAAAACAAGGCCCUCACAUUGUAUAUUAACAAGAUCAUUGAGCGGCUCCUACAGCACCAAGAGUUCGAGCACAUCCUCGAUCAAUCCUCUGACUCCAAGCCUGGCGCCAAUGUGCACAAGGACCUUCCACCGCCUCCAUCGGAAUCCAAUGGCGCAGCCUCAUUCUUACAACGAGCCAAAUCUAUCGCUAUUGGCAACCCUGGCCCGAUUCGACCCAAGCCAAGGCCCAUGACUAUGUCACCCAAAGCCCAUUCCCAUUUCGCAUCCGCGCAUCACAACCCAGAGACGGCGCCUAGCAUUCCUAUCUCGGGUCUUGGGCGCUCGCACAGCACUCGCCGCCUUGGUCGGCCCAUGAGUGAGCAGCUCACUGGCGCGGCCGGCAUUGUGAAUGCCAUGUAUAAGGGCCCAGAUGGUCCCCUUUCCCCCACUCUCAGCACGACAUCGUCGUCAGCGGCACGUCACUCCCAGACGUUCUUCUCAAAUAGAACCUCGUCUUCCAUGGCUAAUGGCUCUGCGGGUAACUUCCCGGGGAUGCGCAGCGAGACCAGCAGCGUCAGCGGGGACUCAGCUGCAGAUGGUACUACGGGCACUAUGACGACGGCAAGCCAGAGCCCUCCUAGGACUGUGGGUGGCUAUGAGAAGAGCACCUUAGCUGGAAACAAACCUCGUCCUUUGAGAUUAGUCCAGGAGAAGGAUGAAAAGGAGAGGAUUGAGAAUAAGCGUGCCAGCUGGAUGGGUUGGGCGUUUGGAAAGAAGGAAGAGUUCGAGGCGUUGCGAUGAGCUACCCAUAUAUAGACGUAGCGGCAAAGGGUCUGUUUCAUGACUUGAGAGAACUGAGGGAAGGGGGAAAGAGGAAGAUGCGGUGUGGUAAUCUGAGAAUGAGAAAAGAAGUGACCUCGACAGAACGUUAAAGGGCAUGAAUUGGAAGGGAGAAGAGAAGAGAGAU
This is a messenger RNA of Hypoxylon fragiforme, 2292 nucleotides long. RefSeq lists its product as uncharacterized. The record is from RefSeq and is a predicted model, not a curated record. The transcript is spliced from 2 exons. Bases 222 to 2126 code for a protein of 634 amino acids. NCBI's taxonomy places the organism in Eukaryota, Fungi, Ascomycota, Sordariomycetes, Xylariales, Hypoxylaceae.